AUGCCUUCUUCGUGGGUUAUGGAGGAAGGUCUUACCCUGGAGGGCGAGGACUUCCCACAAGAGCAGAAGGAGAAGCUCUCUGAGUUGGCAAGGUUGUCAACACAGACGUUGAACCUAGCCAUGAGGCUGGGAACUGUGUUGCUCGUCACCAAUGCGGAGCAUGGCUGGGUGGAGCUGAGUUGCCAGAGGUUCCUCCCAGACCUGCUGCCGGUCCUAUCGUCUGUCAGGAUACUCUCAGCGCGAACCCAGUAUGAGAGCCCACGGGUACCAACACCAUUUGAGUGGAAGCUCCACGCCUUUCACAACGAGAUCGGACGAGUCUUCCAGGGCUCCGGCACAGCGCGCACAAGGCGAAGGAACAUUCUGUCCUUCGGGGACAGUGGCCACGAGAGGGAGGCCGUGAUCAAAGCCACGGUCAACAUGCCCGAUACCAGGACCAAGUCACUGAAGUUCAUCGACAGACCAGGCAUCGAGGAGCUUCGGAAGCAGCACUCUGUAAUUGUCAAGUGCCUCCGGCAGAUUGUCCACCAUGAUGGAAACCUGGACCUUUGCUUGCGGGUGGCCUGA
This is a messenger RNA of Symbiodinium pilosum, 567 nucleotides long. The record is from the annotation of a GenBank genome assembly. Lineage: Eukaryota; Dinophyceae; Suessiales; Symbiodiniaceae.